AAAAAAGAGAAAAAAAAAAAAGGAAAAGGAAAAACGAAGGGAACCCACGAAAACAGAGUCAACAAAGAAACUGAAACUACUCCACAAAGAAACAGAGCCUUUUCUCUGCCAAGGCAAAGAUUUCAACAGCUAUGGCCACUCACUUUUACAGUUGUUCUCCAAUUCCAGCAAAACCCACCCCCACUACGAUCUCCAACAAGUCCAUUUUGUUGCCUAAUCCUCGUAUCAUAACCGCCAGGCAUCAUAAUAACAUCCUACAAUCAGCAUCAUCAUCUUCUUCAGCUUUUACUCUUACAGCUUCAAUUUCACCGGGUGCUACUUCGGUUGCAGUCGAUGGACCCACCACCUCCACGAAACCUUCCAAGUCUUUGCCGUUUAGAGUGGGCCAUGGCUUCGACCUUCAUCGUUUGGAGCCUGGCUACCCUUUGAUCAUUGGUGGGAUUGAUAUUCCUCAUGAUAGAGGCUGCGAGGCUCAUUCGGAUGGAGAUGUGCUGCUUCAUUGUGUUGUGGAUGCAAUACUGGGAGCUUUAGGGCUUCCUGAUAUAGGGCAGAUAUUUCCUGACUCUGAUCCCAAGUGGAAAGGAGCUCCAUCUUCUGUCUUUAUCAAAGAAGCUGUGAGACUCAUGCAUGAAGUAGGCUAUGAGAUUGGAAACUUAGAUGCCACCUUAAUUCUUCAAAGACCAAAAUUAAGUCCACACAAGGAGGCUAUCAAAGCCAACUUGUCUGAGCUGCUGGGAGCCGACCCAUCUGUUGUCAAUCUUAAAGCAAAGACUCAUGAGAAGGUCGACAGUCUUGGUGAAAAUCGAAGUAUUGCAGCCCAUACUGUGGUCCUACUGAUGAGGAAGUAAAUAUAGGUCUCGGAUAUCAGUCUCGAGUAUGGAAAUUGUAUGGCAUACCGUGAGCAUUAGUUGUAAAACUGCCAUAAAUUAUGGCAUUGCUAAGUAUGAAAGCUUGAUGUGUUUGGUUGGACCACAAUGUUAGAGUUGUGUUUUCAACAUUUUACCAAAACGACUUGAACAACAACGAUGGUAAGUUUUGACGAGGCUACAGUUUCCCGAUUGGUCAUUAGUCUAUGACGUUUGUCAAAGGCUCAAAACAUGCAGUAGAAUACAGACCAAAGUCAAAUUAAGCGUUUAUAUCUAUGUUCUAAACAGUUUCCCAACUUCAAUGUUGAAUUCCUAGUUUCUGCUGCAUUAAAGUGACUA
Theobroma cacao (cacao) is the source of this 1205-nucleotide messenger RNA. RefSeq names its product isoprenoid F (gene ISPF). Gene Ontology annotation, molecular function: 2-C-methyl-D-erythritol 2,4-cyclodiphosphate synthase activity. Gene Ontology annotation, biological process: terpenoid biosynthetic process. NCBI's taxonomy places the organism in Eukaryota, Viridiplantae, Streptophyta, Magnoliopsida, Malvales, Malvaceae. The record is from RefSeq and is a predicted model, not a curated record.